Cornus florida is the source of this 534-nucleotide messenger RNA. Its product is annotated as pectinesterase inhibitor-like. The coding region runs from base 1 to 534 and encodes 177 amino acids. Gene Ontology annotation, biological process: negative regulation of catalytic activity. Gene Ontology annotation, molecular function: pectinesterase inhibitor activity. Lineage: Eukaryota; Viridiplantae; Streptophyta; Magnoliopsida; Cornales; Cornaceae. The record is from RefSeq and is a predicted model, not a curated record. The transcript has a single exon.
AUGGCCUCCUCUUUGAGUGUCUCUUCCUCGUUGUUGCUUCCAAUCUUCCUAUCAUUUCUAUUCAUCAACCACACACAUGCUGCAACAAAUGAGUUGAUCACCAGCAUCUGUUCCAGCACCACCAAUCCUUCCCUGUGCGUGCAGUCUCUGAAAUCCGAUCCCCGGACAGCCAGUGCAGACCUCAAAGGCCUCGGAGCUAUCUCCAUUGACAUAGCUCAAUCCAACGCCAAAUCCACCUUGAACAUGAUCGUCUCCCUCGUUAAACAGACGACUGAUCCUAAAUUGAAAGGACGAUACGACACUUGUCGCGAGAACUAUGAUGAUUCCGUUAGUGACUUUGAUGAAUGCAGGAAGUUCUUGAAGUCCGGUGACUAUGCGAGCUUGAACACUUAUGCGUCGUCCGCUUUGGACGGCCCGGAUACUUGCAACGACGGCUUUGAAGGACCACCGGCUGAGCCACCGCAACUUCAGGCUGCAAAUAAGAAGUUGGAAGGUCUUUGCAGCAUCGUUUUGGCUAUUUCUAAUCGUUUGUGA